GUAGCGCCUAGCUACGCUGGGCUUUGUUUUCCCGUUCUUCAUGGACAACUAUAAACGGUUGAGAUUCAAUCCUUUCAUUGUAUAACUGUGGUUGUGAUUUGAAAACGCUGUAGCGUUAGCUCAUACUAACUAGUUUAACUUGAUUGCUUCAAUUGUGACUUUUAUAAUUGCUUAGUGUCUUAAAAUUAGAGGAAUACCUGGUUGCGAGAGAAGUAGAUGACAGCUCUCAUCGUUAGUCAUCAAUCCUAUUUUCAUCUCAAAUCUUGCAAAUUGAUGUGAACCGAAUAUAAUUCAAAACCGUUUUCCACUACAAUCUCAAGCGUAAAAAGAAGCAGUUUGUGAUGUGACAGAAUGAGUGUUGCUGAGACAAUUCAUAUGAGCUUGGACUCCGAGAACGCUUCGCCCGACAGGAAGACCAGGUUUACCGAUGGUGGCGUCGCGUUCAAGGUUUUCGACGACAUCAAGAAGCUCAGGACUCCGAGAAAGACAGAGGAUCGCUUCAACAAUCUGGCUUCCUCUACAGACAACAUCAACAAGAACCAUCAUUAUUACCACAAGAACUGCUUUUCGUCCGUGAACGACUUGGACAGCUUCAACCGCAAGCUCUCGCCCAAUGUGCGCAAGGAGAACAACAUGUCCAAGGAGUUCUUCAACAGCCUGGAUUCCAAACUGAGGACUUUGAACGCUCCCCCGCCGGCGCCGAGGCAGAAGAGGUCCAAUCCCGGCAAAUCCUUAGAUAACAGACCGAUGUUCGUGACCACCGUGAAGACCGGAAUAUUCCUGGAGCCACCACCAGAGCUCGCGGCCAUCUUGGGGCUCAACAGCUAUACCUCCUCGGUCAACGGCUCUUCAGGCUCGUCGGGUUCCCUGCAUCCGUCCAACAUCGGCGAGGAGGUCCUUGUGUACAGCUUCGCGAGCCAGCCCCGCGUGGUCAACCAGAAGUAUCGGGUGCCUAAAGCAGCCCCCACGCGGCCCCAAGAUAACAAGAACAAGACUACGGUCCCCAACGGUAACAACAAUAAUAACAUCAACAAGAUCCGCACCAAAAGAGAGCUCAACACAACGCCACCCAAGAAAUUAGAUGGGACUCCACUACCCUACGGAAACAUCAUGUACGACCGACGAGUGGUGCGUGGCAGCACUUUCGCUCAGCAUCCCGUACCUGCGGCCGGAUGCGAGUCACAGGCAGCACGCCAAGCGGAGGCCAGGAGACGGUCCAUGGCCAGGCGCAAGGCUCAGACCCAGCAGACCAGAGCUAUGCGACUCCGCAUCGGUACUCCGCCACCGGUCGACGGCCGCAACCACGUCAUCGUGCAGACUGACCAGUUCAUGGAGGAGCUGUUCGACCAUCCUCCAGGAGCGACGGUGUCCUGUCAAACCGACUUCUUCUUGGACCGUCCUGAGACCCCCAUCUACGUGCCCUCCAAGACUGGCAGAGAUGCCGAGACCCAGAUUUAUCCUGGAGAGCUGUUCCACUUCGACACCGAAGUUCAACCCAUCCUGGAGGUGCUGGUGGGGAAGACCGUGGAACAGGCGCUGGUGGAGGUGAUGGAGGAGGACGAGCUGGCGGCCAUCCGCGAGCAACAGCGAAGGUACAAAGAAAUCCGAGCUGCAGAAAAGGCUGAGGAACAAAGACUGGAAGAACAGGAAAGAAGAAGGCGUGAAGAAGCGGCGAAGCGCGUGGAGGAGUUGGAGCUGACGAACCGUAUCCGGUUGGAGACGGAAGAUCGCGUGUCUGCAGCGGUGCUGACCCAGGGGUACCUCACAGACCUGCUGCCUUCUGUGCUCGAGGGGCUCAAGGAGGCAGGGUACUUCAUCGAUGACAUCAGAGAAGACGUGGAAGAAAACUUCAUGUCGUGGUUGAUGGGUGAAGUAAGGCAGGAGAUGCAGCGUAUGGUCGACAACAGGGAUCUGCUCUCGGAAAUAGUGCGGGAGAUCCUGGAAACGAGGGCGGAGGUGUACCGCGCCAUGGCCACGGACAAGCCAGGUCCUGGCAGUGACGAGGAGCCUACUUCCACUCCGCUGCCGGGCGUCUCGUCCGUCGUGCUGCACAAGGAUGAAAACACUGAAGAGACUGAUGAAACAGGUGAAACCAAACCUAAAGAAGAGACUGAAGUUAGGCAAUCUGCAGGAGACGACGAACCGACAGCUGAAAGCUAAAAUGUCCUGCUCCCUGUCUGAUCGUGAAGGUGUACACGUAUGGACAUCUAAUGACUUGGUGCCUGCAGAAGAAACAUUUUCAAUUAUUUAUUUUACUACUAUUAUUACAAUCAAAAUUGUUAAAUUUUGCAGUAGAUUUGUAAGUCAUUACUAUGUCUAGAUGUAGACUUGUAAUAUGGUUGUAUAAAAGCAAUAAAAUUAUGAUGAUAGCACAUUA
This is a messenger RNA of Homalodisca vitripennis (glassy-winged sharpshooter), 2377 nucleotides long. Its product is annotated as radial spoke head protein 3 homolog B-like. Gene Ontology annotation, cellular component: cilium. The transcript has 11 exons. Bases 352 to 2160 code for a protein of 602 amino acids. The record is from RefSeq and is a predicted model, not a curated record. Lineage: Eukaryota; Metazoa; Arthropoda; Insecta; Hemiptera; Cicadellidae.